AUGAAUCUUGGCCAAGGCUGGAAGACAGUCCUCACGCUCUUUGCAUCAUCUCUGACAUUCUACGUGCAGACCUGGGAUGAGUAUCAUACCCAUACACUGACUCUUGGUGUUAUCUCUGGGCCAGUCGAGGGUAUCAUAACCUUGUGCAUAGUGUAUGCCUCAACUGCCUACCUUGGUGGAGGUAGCUUCUGGCAACGCUCCAUGAUCCAAAGUCUCGGAGUGAAAGAGCAAGGAUUCAUUCCAGAAGUGCUGUACAAUUUGGCAUGGAACGAAUGGUAUAUGGUCUAUGGAGGAGUUGUGCUCGUGUUUAACACUGUUUCGAGCGCGCAAAAUGUAAUGAAGGCGCGUCGUGCCCGUGGUCAAAAGGCGCGAGUCGCUCUCCUGGGUCUUCUUACCUUCGGGGCGGCUUGGGUCCUCAUCACGGCGUACUUGUACCUGCAACCUAUGAUCUUGCAUCACCAUCUGGUUCCGUUCAUCUUCUACGCUGGUCUCAUCAACGCGUACUCGGUGGGUCGCAUGAUCAUCUCUCACCUUACAAAAUCCCGAUUUCCUCGAGGCAACGUACUGAUGUACCCUCUCAUCUACGGAGUGAUCGAUUCGCUCGGGCCAUGGCUACAGGAGCACAUUGGUGUCGGCUGGCCAAGUGCCUUGGGCAACGAUGUUUAUCAGGUUGCCUUUGUGUUCAUGUGUCUAGGUCUUGCUGUCGGUGUGCAUGGAAGCUUCAUCGUGGAUGUUAUUUGGACGAUCUGCGAUUAUUUAGACAUCUGGUGUCUCACGAUCAAGUACCCCUACCAGCCAGUAGAAGAAAACAUCGAACGGAAGGGACAAUGA
Messenger RNA from Alternaria viburni, 831 nucleotides. RefSeq lists its product as uncharacterized. NCBI's taxonomy places the organism in Eukaryota, Fungi, Ascomycota, Dothideomycetes, Pleosporales, Pleosporaceae. The record is from RefSeq and is a predicted model, not a curated record. The coding region runs from base 1 to 831 and encodes 276 amino acids. The transcript is spliced from 3 exons.